Messenger RNA from Arachis duranensis, 2157 nucleotides. RefSeq names its product G-type lectin S-receptor-like serine/threonine-protein kinase At4g27290. NCBI's taxonomy places the organism in Eukaryota, Viridiplantae, Streptophyta, Magnoliopsida, Fabales, Fabaceae. Bases 1 to 2157 code for a protein of 718 amino acids. Gene Ontology annotation, molecular function: ATP binding; protein serine/threonine kinase activity. The record is from RefSeq and is a predicted model, not a curated record. Gene Ontology annotation, biological process: recognition of pollen; protein phosphorylation. The transcript is spliced from 7 exons.
AUGGAAGGUUUUAGCAUGUUGCUACUGUGCCUUUCUCUCGUGAACAAUGUAGCAGUCUCUAUUGCAAGAGACACAAUUGAUAGAGUACAAUUUCUGAGCGAUAAUGGUGAGACCAUAGUUUCAGCUGAUGAAACCUUUGCACUAGGGUUUUUUAGCCCUGGAACUUCUAAGAAUAGGUAUGUCGGAAUUUGGUAUAACAAAGUUCCAAAACAGAGUAUCGUAUGGGUUGCCAACAGAAACAAGCCCUUAACAAACUUAUCGGGGGUCCUGAAGGUCAUCGACAACGGAAUCUUAGUUCUUCUUGAUCGUAACAACAAUAAUGUCAACAUCUGGUCCUCUAAUACAACUUCAUCAGCAACACAGGAUCCAAUUGCAAAGCUUCUGAAUUCAGGAAAUCUUGUAGUGCGUGAGAGAAGCAAAGGUGAUGAUGACAACAAAAAUUUUUUGUGGCAGAGUUUUGACUAUCCAUCCGAUACAAUGCUACCUGGACAAAAGCUAGGGAGAAAUUUGGUUACAGGUCUAAACCGGUACCUAAGAUCAUGGAACAACUCUAAUGAUCCAUCUUACGGUAGAUAUAGUUUACAACUUGAUAUAGAUGGAUGUCCACAGCUUAUGAUCCGAGACGGCGCAACCAAAAGCGUUCGCAUCGGAUCAUGGAACGGCGUUCAAUUUAGCGGACAAGCAGCGGUGGCUAAAAAAACCUCCAUAGUUAAAUAUAACUAUGUUUCCAACGAGGAAGAAGAAUAUGCUACUUAUGAGCUUAUCAACAGUGUAGCUCCUCAUAAAUUGGUGUUAGAAACCGAUGGAAUCUGCCGUCGGGCAACAUGGAGUAAUGAGGAAUCAUCUUGGAUCACCAUUUCAAAAAGCCUGGAGAUUCUUGCGACUACCACGCAACGUGUGGGUCUUAUUCUCGUUGUAAUAGCAAUAGUAACCCUAUGUGCGAUUGCUUGGAUGGAUUUAUACCAAGUAACGAGCAAGAUUCCUUAUGCAGCUUUAGAUAUAAGUAAAGGGGAGAAUGGGUGUUUGCUAUGGUUUGGAAAUCUUAAUGAUAUGGAAGAGUUGACUCCGUCUCUCCAAAAUAUCUAUAUAAGAAUGGCUGCUACGGAAUUAGGUACAGUAAGUGGCCACCAUAACGAAGAAAUAGAAUUACCGUUGUUUGAUAUGUCCACAAUUAUUUCUGCAACCAAUAAUUUUUCUGCUGACAACAUACUUGGAAAAGGUGGUUCUGGAUCAGUUUAUAAGGGUAUUUUAAAAGAUGGACAAGAAAUAGCUGUCAAGAAGCUUUCACGAAAUUCAAGUCGAAGACUCCAAGAGUUUAAAAAUGAAGCUAUGCACAUUGCCAAACUUCAGCAUAGAAAUUUAGUGAAGCUAUUAGGAUUCUGUAUUCAAGAAGAAGAAAGAUUGUUGGUUUAUGAAUUUAUGCGCAACAAAAGCUUGGACUUCUUCAUAUUCGAUUGUGAAAGAGGAAAACUAUUAGACUGGCGUAAGCGUUUUUUUAUAAUAAAUGGAAUUGUCAAAGGUCUUCUCUAUCUUCAUCAUGAUUCAAGGCAUAGAAUUAUUCACAGAGAUCUUAAGGCUGGAAAUAUUCUAUUAGAUGACGAAUUGAAUCCCAAAAUCUCAGACUUUGGACUAGCAAGAAGUUUCGUAGGAAAUGAAAAUGAAGAUAACACAAGCCAUAUCGCUGGAACUUAUGGCUAUUUGUCACCUGAAUACAUUAUUGACGGACUGUACUCAACGAAAUCCGAUGUCUAUAGCUUUGGUGUACUGGUAUUAGAAAUAGUCAGUGGAAAGAGAAAUAGAGGAUUCACCCAUGUGGAUCACCACCUUAAUCUUCUCGGUCAUGCAUGGACACUUUUCGCUGAAGGCAAGUGCUUAGAAAUGGUGGAUGUAAUGAUUAAAGACUCGAUUGAUUCACCAGAAGAAGUGAUAAGAUUAAUUCAUGUAGGUUUAUUAUGUGUUCAACGAAGACCAGAAGACCGGCCAAGCAUGUCCGAUGUGCUUAUGAUGCUAAGUAGUGAAGGGCCAUUGCCUCAACCAAAGAAGCCAGGGUUCUUUAUUGAGAGAGAUGUGGAUUUUGGUGAUUCUUCUUCAUCAAGGAAUGAUAAACUACUAUCAUCAGUUAAUCAUCUUACAGUUAGCGAUGUCAAUCCGCGGUAG